This is a messenger RNA of Lethenteron reissneri (Far Eastern brook lamprey), 3541 nucleotides long. It is a transcript of the gene YME1L1, whose product is annotated as YME1 like 1 ATPase. Gene Ontology annotation, cellular component: mitochondrial inner membrane. The record is from RefSeq and is a predicted model, not a curated record. Gene Ontology annotation, molecular function: ATP hydrolysis activity; metalloendopeptidase activity; ATP-dependent peptidase activity. NCBI's taxonomy places the organism in Eukaryota, Metazoa, Chordata, Hyperoartia, Petromyzontiformes, Petromyzontidae. Gene Ontology annotation, biological process: mitochondrion organization; protein quality control for misfolded or incompletely synthesized proteins.
CGCGUCUGGCUGCGGGUGGGUUGGAGGCCCAGGACGAGAACGAAGAGACUCUAAGGUCGCCAGCAGCCGCGCGGUUACCACUUAAACUGAAGAUUAUAAAACAACAACGACGACGACAACAACAACAAACAACAACGCCACAAGAGAGUGGUCUCGACGUCGACAAGCAGCCGCUUGCGAGAGAGCAGCCCGCAGCGAACCAUGUUCUCGCUCGCCACGCUCCCGUCACAGGUGACAGUGCCACUGUCUCAACUGCUGAGUGCCUUGCACGCACUCAAGAGCGCCGCUAGCUCCGUGGGAUCGGCAUCUGUGCAACGGCGGCAUCAGGAGGCAACGGCCGACUUGGAACGCAUUUCAUCUGGAUCUGAUGACACGGCGGCGCUGGUCUUCAGAGAGCUGGGGCUGCCGGAGCUGACUGUCGGCCAUGCGGAGGAACUCCUCGGCCGGCUUCUGCCUCCUCCACAGCCUCCGUCUGCGCUCCCCUCGCUCAGCGCACACUGGAAAUCUUCCCACACCUCCUCGCAGACCUUCUUCCAAAACAAGCAUGGAUUUCCUGCCAAUCUACUGAGACGCAACUCGCCCUACAUGUCCUCCUACCUGCAGCCCUGCUCUGUGCCCACCGUUAGCUACACCCUGCAGUUGCUGCAUGGGAUGGAUCAGCGGCGUGGGUUCAAGACCCUGCGCUUGCACGGGGUCCGUCGCAACACACUCCAGGACCGCGAAGAGAGAGGAGAGAACAGUGGACAAAAUUUCGUCAAGGGACUGCUAAGGGACAAGGUCGGAGAGGGAGAAGACCUGGAUAAGAUACUUAAACGGAAGCAUAUCCCUGAGGGUCACAAGGACGCCUUCAAGACUGGCUUUGCCGAGGGCUUCAUGGCAGUGCAGACGUUCACACAGCGGGCCCAAGAAUACCAGCGGAAAAGCCGGUUGUAUCUGCUGGCGUUGAUACUGAUCGGCGUCUACCUCCUAUACAAAAACCCAUUCCUCUCUGCGGCAGUGCGAUUCCGCACGUCGACAGGAUUUGAUGCUUCGGUGGACCCCAUCACGAUGAAGAACGUGACAUUUGAGCACGUCAAAGGGGCUGACGAAGCGAAGGAAGAGCUGCAGGACGUGGUGCAGUUUCUGAAGAACCCACAGAAGUUCACUGUGCUUGGUGGCAAGCUGCCAAAAGGCAUCCUGUUGGUGGGCCCACCUGGCACAGGCAAGACCCUGAUGGCACGUGCCGUGGCUGGGGAAGCUGAUGUGCCCUUCUAUUACGCCUCGGGCUCUGAGUUUGACGAGAUGUUCGUGGGUGUGGGGGCCAGCCGCAUUCGAAACCUAUUUCGUGAAGCAAAGACAAACGCUCCGUGUGUCAUCUUCAUUGAUGAACUGGACUCUGUUGGUGGCAAGAGAAUUGAGUCUCCCAUGCAUCCGUACUCGCGACAGACCAUCAACCAGCUUUUGGCAGAGAUGGAUGGGUUCAAGCCCAAUGAAGGAGUGAUUGUGAUUGGAGCAACCAAUUUCCCUGAAGCUUUGGAUAAUGCCUUAGUGCGGCCGGGCCGCUUUGACAUGCAGGUGACGGUGCCGCGUCCCGACGUCAAGGGACGCACAGAGAUCCUCAAGCUCUACCUCAGCAAGGUCAAGAUGGAAAGUGGUGUGGACCCGAUGACAAUCGCGCGUGGCACGGUGGGCUUUACGGGCGCCGAGCUGGAGAAUUUGGUGAAUCAGGCGGCGCUCAAAGCGGCCAUGGAUGGCAAGGACGUCGUGAGCAUGGUGGAGCUGGAGUAUGCCAAGGACAAGAUCCUCAUGGGUACGGAGCGUCGCAGCGCGGAGAUUGACUUAAAGAACAAGACCAUCACGGCAUACCACGAAGGCGGUCAUGCGCUCGUGGCCUUCUACACCAAAGAUGCCAUGCCCAUCAACAAGGCCACCAUCAUGCCCCGCGGGCCCACACUGGGACACGUCUCCUUGCUGCCAGAGGAUGACCGGUGGAGCGAGACCAAGGCCCAGCUGCUGGCCCAGAUGGACGUGAGCAUGGGUGGCCGUGUGGCGGAGGAGAUCAUCUUUGGGCUCGACAACAUUACCACGGGUGCAUCAAGUGAUUUUGAAACUGCCACCAAAAUAGCAAGUCUGAUGGUGACCAGAUUUGGCAUGAGUGAAAAGCUUGGAGUGAUGAUUUACAAAGAUCAGGAGAAGCUCAGCCCAGAAACCCAGUCUGCUAUCGAGACCGAAGUCCGGGCCAUGCUCCGGGACUCGUACGAGCGUGCACGGAGCAUCCUGAAGGCGCACUCACGGGAGCACAAGCUGCUCGCCGAGGCGCUGCUCAAGUACGAGACGCUGGACGCACGGGAGAUCCGCUCGGUGUUGGAGGGCAAAUGCCUGGAGGAGAGACAAGUAGCUCUGGCAAAGGCCAUCAGCCAGGCGCUGUAACGCCAGUGUGACAUUGAACGUGCACUGUUUUCGUACACUUUGCCGUGAACUUGAAUGGAGAAAAAAAUCGGGUUCUGUUUGGGAAAGUGAUGAGAAUCUGUCCUGUUAAUUUGUAACAAAGUCCCCGAAAGACCCAGCUACUGCAAAGUGAAAAUAACUUGUCAACGCAGGCCCGUGUCAUCCAUGUUUCAAGUAGAGCUGAUGAGAAAGUGUAAUGAGCAAACAGCUCAAUUUGUGACUUUUUGCUGAUCAGAAGCCUGAUUUUUUUGGCAUCUGGAAAUGUUAAACUUUUUUUUUAUUUGUAAAGGAGCCAGUAUGAACCCAAGUACAAUGAGUGCAAGAGACCUUAGUCAAACCCGCCAGACCAUGUAACCAUGUAAGCAUGUAGCAUGUGAUGGCAGUAGUCUGAUUGUGCUCUGGGUAAAGGUCCUGUUAUUUGUUUCAAUCACAAUAUGCUGCUGAACAUUUGGUUUUAAAUAUAGUUAAAUGGGUCGGUGCAUAAUCCGAUUCAUCCAGAUAGGCUUUGAUGUUUCACUCCUAACUAUAGCCCGUUGCUUCUACGAGUCUCGAUUGCAGGUUACAAUAACUUGCAGUUUCUUGACCAGAAUGAACCAUGUCUUUUAGGGAGGCAGGAUAAUUGUAGCCAUUUCGGUCAGAGUCAGUAACAGCAAUAAAUGAGCAGCAAGUGGUAUGAUAACCAGUCGUCCAUAGGGGAGUGCAGGGCCCUGAUACAUUCAUACUAUGUGUUGCCCCCCCCCCCCUAACCAUUUACUUCAAACUAAACCGUAAGUAUUACAUCUGACAUCUGGGCCCACCAAAAAACGGGGCCUGGGGUGGUCACCCAAUUAUGCUGUAUCUUAGGGACAUCUCUGAUAACUUGCAUUCAGCAUUUAAACAAUGCACAUUCUUUAAAAAGGUAAGUUUAGUCCAGUUUAGGACGUAAAAUUCAGAUUAUUUAAACAUGUUUCAAUUUGUAUGUGUGUGCUGAAAUUCAGUCGAGACAACCAAAGCCCACGUCUUUAUUUAUUGAAAUUGUUUCCCCUAAAUACAGUGUCCAAUAUACUGUACAACAAACAUUGCUUGCAAAAGAACGGCGCUUCGGACCAUUAUCUGCUUCUUGUACUUAUAAAAC